AUGAGUCAUCUCACACGAGACAAUAUCUUCCCUGGCUUCACAGCCCUAUCCAAUCAAGUCUUCAUCCGCAGUGGAGAAGAACUUGGGACUGCAAAUACACGACACCCCCACACCGUCAUCGUCUAUGGUUGGGGCGAUGCUCCUGCCAAGCAUGUGUCCAAGUUCACCGACGGAUAUCGAAAGCUUUACCCACAGGCCAAACAAGUCGCAAUUCUGUCUCCCAUUUACCAAGGGUUCUUCGACAGUCUCGCUCAACGAACUGAGAAAAUGCUCCCUGUGAUCAAUGAAGUCUUCACAAAAGACUUGCAAGGUGCCGCUCCUGGUCCAAUUCUUAUCCAUUGUUUGUCGAAUACUGGCAUUGGGAGCUACCACUCGACUCUUAAUGCAUACAAGGAGCUUUACAAUAAGCCGAUGCCGCAUAGUCUGACUGUCUAUGACUCCACGCCGGGAACGUCCAAUCUUACCUGGUCCAACGUGACGAGAUGGUCGAAUGCGAUGGCGAUUGGACCAGCUGGCAAGCUCCCCUGGCCAUUUUUCAUUACCCAAGGCUUUUGCAUUCUAUUCUUUGGCUUCAUCCACCUAUUUGAUUUCCUAGCUGGGAGGGAAUCUUCGCCGUGGUUCAGUCAUAGGGUGUUCUAUGACGAGAGGUGGGAGAGUAAGGAUAGUUCGAGGUUAUUCUUGUAUGGCAAGAAGGAUAUUCUGAUUCCGUGGGAGCAUAUCGAGGGACAUAUUGCAGAGUCCCGCAGGAUUGGGUACGUGGUUGACAGUCAGUUGUUCGAUGACAGUGGACAUGUCGGGCACAUGAGGAAGCAUCCUGAGAUAUAUUGGGACACUAUUCGAGGUUCCUGGGAGAAGGCGAGAGCAACCUGA
Fusarium sp. VM40 is the source of this 870-nucleotide messenger RNA. Lineage: Eukaryota; Fungi; Ascomycota; Sordariomycetes; Hypocreales; Nectriaceae. The record is from the annotation of a GenBank genome assembly.